Ceraceosorus bombacis is the source of this 1425-nucleotide messenger RNA. Lineage: Eukaryota; Fungi; Basidiomycota; Exobasidiomycetes; Ceraceosorales; Ceraceosoraceae. The record is from the annotation of a GenBank genome assembly.
AUGCCGGACUGGAUUGAAGAGAAGAUUGCAGCGGAAGAUAAGGCCAAUGAGGCGUCAUCGAACGAGAAACAACGCGAAGCGUCGCCUCCGCCGCUUUACGGAGCCACGCCGACAGAAGCGUCGACUUCGAGCAUCUCACCAUCAAACCUACAAUUCCCGGUCCCAUCAGUGAGAAACGCAGCAGCACCCGCAACGACUUUUGCUCCUCCUCCCGGACCACCACCUGGAUUUGCUGCGCCAAACUACGAGCCCUUCGACUUUCGCGCGGCGUGGUGCGCACAUCAGCCAAAUGGGAAAGCUGAAUACUCUGCACCGAACUGGCACAAAGUGCCCACUUACGAAGUUCACAUGCACCGAGACUUGAUUGAAUUUCAGGUGCCACCUCCUCCACCUCGUAGCGUGCCUUGCUCGUGUCCGGCCCAAGGUGACUUGAGUAGGUGCGGCUGCGGCCGGACCAUGGACCCGCUGUAUCGAUGUGAACCUCGGGACAACAAAGGCGGCAGAAGCUUCACGCUUUCUACUGCCAACGAGAAUCCUGACUUGCCAUACGAUGCGAGUCUCAUUGCUAGUAAAUCGCUGCUUGGCAGCAAGUUAGAAGUCAAGGCCUCCAACGGGGAGAAGACGGGAGUAGUCAUCAGAACCAAGCAAGCGCAGUCUGCAGUGACGUUCAACGAGUGAGCGCCGCGUGUCGGCAGGUCCUCCAUCUGUUUGGUUCUAAUCUCGCACGAUCGCUCUCCCUAAACACAAUUCCAAAUGCACAGCCACGAAGGUCGAGAUCUCGAAUGGGUCUCGCUGCCGGCAAGGCACGAAUUGAUUCGGAAGCAAGAUCAAGCCUUGAUUGCCGUGUUGCACGGUGCGGAUGCUCCUGGCCAAGACGCGUCGCCAUCACGCCGCACCACCGCCAAGCUAGAGUUGACGGCUUUUGCUUGGUCGAGGAUGCCGCAAGAUGGCUUGUAUUGCGAUGUGGACGGUUGUCCCUUGAAUCCCAUCUUUGGAUUCGUCUUUCGAUGUCAGAGUGUGAGUUGUACUCGCCAAUGCUCCCACGCCACUAUAGCAGCGCUGACCGUUGCUUUGGCUCGGACCGGCAAGCAGUGCUCGGACGCCAAUCUGGCUGUGGACGACACCUUCGACGUGUGCGAGGCGCAUUUGCGACAAGCCGCCAGCGAACACAAUCCAAACCAGUGAGUCAUAUUGAGUAUCGUUUGAUGGCCAACAAGCGCCGAGCUGAGCCUUCGGUCAACCUGAUCCUCACACCGCUUACUGCUACACGCCCGCCUCAGUCGAUUUGUGCGCAUUCCGCGGAUCUAUGCGCCUCCAGACUCGGAGGAUGAGCCUCUGCUGUCACUCGAUCAGCUCCUUGCUGAGCGCAAGCAACUCGAGGUCGUGCUGCUGACUUUGGGUGUGGCGCUCUUGCAAAAGUUCUGA